AUUGGGAAAGUGCCGACACCGCUUGCGUCAGCGUGUGGACAGCACGCUCUGUUAAAGUUUUACCAGCGGCUUCUUGUCUUCGUUUAAAGUCAUUACUUUCCUACUUUUAAAACCAACCGUUGACCCCAGCAUAGCGGAGUAUCUCCUCACGACCAGAUGAAGCUGUUUGUAAGUGAAGGCAACCCGCACUGCCUGAAGGUGUUAGCUGCUUUACAAGUGAGCGGAGUUCAGUGCGACGUUCAGUAUGUCAACCACGACGGUAAGAAAAGCAUGGUUAGCUCAACAUUUAUCACCUUAAACUAACGCUACAUCUGCUGUUAGUUUAGAAAUGAGGUGACAUACCACCUUAAAGAGGUUAAAGUCAAGUUUGAACUGAGUUUGUCUCAUAACUGACGGCCGAACAGCUGAUUAGCUCAUGUUAGCUAGCCGGUUCUUGUUUACCUGCCAGAGCUGAAAAGGCUGAACAGUUCACAACAUGUGUCCCAGUGAAGAAGCUAGAAAACUCUCUGACUCUGUUUCACUCCUUUCUAUUCUUGUUUUUGUUCAGCUUGUUUGUGCUGCAUCGUGUAGGCUUUGUUAGUCGGUGCAAAACAUGAGGUUGUUAAGCUUCUACCUGUAGGGGAGACCGGGGUAAGAUGAGCCAGAGGGUAAGUUGAGCCACCCCCUGUUUCUUGGAAAUGGUCAGAGAAAUUGAUCAUGUGACCAAAUAUGUAGGAGAUGGGCAUGGAGUCUGUGAAGGUUAGAAGCACAUGGGUGAAGGGGUUAGACAUUUAUUUACAACAAAAAAAUAAAAAUUCAUUCUUGAAAGUGAAUUUAGUCUGUCAUAAGUUUUUAUGAGAAUUGUGUUCAGACCACAAAGAUCCUUUUAAAUUUGUUUUAUCCAUCAAUUGUGGUAUCUAUGAGCUACAACAUGAGGUCAAAAACCUAACAGAAAAGUCCACCAUUUUAGCUUAGAGGACUAAUAAUGUUGAGCUAUACAGGGGCUCCACAAGGGAGGGUGCUGGCGCCAUUCCUGUUCACACUGACUGUACACGUCAGACUUCAAAUACAGCACUGAGUCCUGCCACAUCCAGAAAUAUUCAGAAGAAGAAGAAGAACUUUAUUGAUCCCCGAAGGGAAAUUCAAUUGUCUGUUGUCUCACAUAAUAUGUCUGUAAAUGUUAUCUACUAUUUACAUAAGAGUUAUAAAGCCUGAUGGCUGUUGGUAAAAAAGAUCAAUAAGAUAAAUAAAGCUUUCUGUCCUGUAGCGAAGAGAGACGAGCCGUCCAGCACCAUUGGCCCUUUGGCUAGAGUCACAAAAACUGCCUCCUCCUCAACACCUCAAAGACAAAGGAGAUGGUCAUAUACUUCCGUAGAUCCAAAACCCCUCUUCAGCCAGUGAACACCUGUGGAGUGGACAUCGAAGUGGUGACAUCAUAUGAAUACAUCUGGUGUAAAUCUGGAUAAUUAGUUGGACUGGUCUAAGAAUAUAGACUUCAUCUACAGAAAGGGGCGGAGCCGCCUCCUUUGCCUGAGAAAACUCCAAUCAAUAGACAUCUGUGGUAAGAUGCUGCAGGUGUUUCAUCAGUCUGUGGUGGCAAGUGUUCUGUUCUACGCUGCAGUCUGCUGGGGAGGAAGCAUCAAACACAAAGAUGUAAGGCGUCUUAACAAACUGGUGAAAAAGGCUGGCUCUGUGGUAGGACUCAAGCUGGAUUCAGUGGAGGAUGUGGUGGAGACUAUUCUAAAGAACAUGGAUCACCCACUUCACAACACCUUAAUGGACCAAAGGACCAAUGGUGGUGGACGGCUCCUCUCUCUUCCCUGCAGGACAGAAAGAUUCAAAAGAUCUUUUGUACCAACAGCCAUCAGACUUUAUAACUCUUGUGUAAAUAGUAGAUGAUUUUUAGAGACAUGUCAAGUGAGACAACAGACAGUUGAAUUUCCCUUUGGAGAUUAAUGAAGUUCUUCUUAUUCUUAAAUAGUGUUUAAUAGAUAAAAAUACACAUGACCAUGAAGGAGUCAACUUACCCCAUACACUGGUUAAGUUGACCAUAGGAGACCACUUUUUUUGGCAUGCUACAUUACCAAGACAGUUAUGUUUACACUCAUUCUGUUGGUUUGCAGGGAUGACCAACAUCUUAAAAUAUAUGCAGAUACACUAGUUAGAGACAAAACUAUGAUUGACUUGAUGUAGUGAUCCGAAAUAUGAAAAAUGGCUCAUCUUACCCCACUCUCCCCUAUACUGCUUGACUCUGAUUCGUGAUGCAUUUUGAUAUUAACACUUGUUGCUUUUUCAGGCAGUCGAGGCUGUCAUCACCAUAAGACCUCGAAAGAUAACUUUGAAUCUAAAAAAUGUAAACUACAGAUAGAAAAGACGAGUUAAUCACACAUGUUUGGACAGAAAAUGGUGGGAGACGAUGAUCAGAUGAUCUAGACAGUUGUGGAGCAGAUGAUUCACUAUUUGUUUCAAUUUAUUUCCUUCGUGUUUCAACAUGCCCCUCUUUCAUAAUCUUGUAGUGCUGUUCACAUUGCGUCCAAACAAACAAACACGGUGUUUGUUCUUUCUCCACAGAGAGAGUGGUGCCCUUCCUCAGCCGUCCAGCCCUGCCAGCUCUGCUCCUGCCCAGUGGACUGCACCUUUUCAGCUCCAAUGCCAUCUGCCGGUCAGUCGACUUUAAUCCUCUUGCACAGUCAUCUAUAAAUGCCAAGUGUGUUGUGGUGAGGGUUGUUCAGCCCUUUUUUGUCAUAACUUUUUUAAACAUUAAGGAUGACUUCAACAGCAAAAACAGGUUAUAAGUCAUCUCAGUUGCAGAUAAGUUUUGCUGUAAGCCCUUGGGUUCCUUACUGUGAGUCAAAAAAUUAGAUUUUUCUCUUACAAUGUAUCUGUGUAUCAGCAGAGAUGUCUGAGACAGACAUCUGUGGAAUCUUGAUACCAAUUGAUUUAUACUGAGCGACAUGUCCAUCCAUUCGCUCUAUCAGCAGCCAAGCAGUGUUUCUUUUAUUUCAUUGUGGUGUCAUAAAAUUUUAACGGCAUAUGUAACUGAUGAAUCUGAGCUCAGGACCCCUUUAGCUUUUGUUUAUAUGACGUUUACAUUGUUUUAAACGUUGGGGGGUACACUGUAACCAUCUCAUGAAUAUGGAUCUCGUCUGCAGCAGAUGCAGUAUUUAUAUUUCGUAUGUGUUUAUUCGCCCAUAUCAGAUGAAACUCCUUUUGAAAGCAAGAAUGCUGCAACUGUUUGACUUUCUCCUUUCUUCUUUUCCUUUUUAACAUCUUAGAUAUCUGUUUGAAGUAAGUGGACAAGACUGCAGCGAACUGUGCGGUCAGUGGCUCGAAUGGGAGGCCACAGACCUUCAGGUACACUUAUCAAUAAUCUGUUGUUCUUUUUUAAGCAGCUAAUAAUCAAUUCAUGCUUUUGUGUGUGGUGUAGAACCAUCUUACUCCCCUUCAUUGUGUUAAAAAAAAAGUCCAUACAGCUAAAUGAUUAAAGCUGCAUCCUUUUAGAAGAACAAUAUACAAGGAGAAUCAAUCAUCCAUCUCUGCAGAGUUCAAGGAAAUGACCUCUUUAACCUCAGCGCAGCGUCUUUGCUGUACACUUUGAUCUGAUGUCAUUCAAUCAAUUUUAAUUAAUCUCUGUUUUGUCUUCUGCAUGCAGCCCGUGCUGCUGCAGGCUCUUCACACGGCAGUGCUUCAGGGAAAAGGAUCAGAGGUGUCCCAGGUCCUCAAGGGAUCCCUCAACCACUUGGAGCAAAGCUUGAGCAAAGGGAACACGCCAUACUUAACUGGGGUACAGUAUUAAUAUCUCAAUUUUUCUCAUAAUCUCAUGAAUUUUCCUGGUAUCGUGUGAACAUAAUUAUAAGAUAAAGACAAACAGACUAUAUGAUCAAGUCAAAAGUUCAUGAAGCCUCUUUUGAAGCUCAGCUGAGCUUAACUGAGCGUCUCCUCUGUGCCAAAUUUGGCUCCCCGGGCAACAUUUCUGUUUUUUGUACUCUUUCUUUUUUUUUCCAGCUGCUGAUGCUGAGCUAGUGUUGCAUUUUUAAAGUUAAAGCAAUUUAUCUGGAGAGGAGGUCCCCUUUGUUGCAGAUGUGUCUCAGUGUGGGUGGCAGAAUGAGUGGGUGAGGGGGGUGUACAUCCUCUAGGGUACUCUUGGCCCCUGUGGCAAUAAGUCACCUGUGUCUAUCAUAUUUCACAUGCACAGAAAUAUAUUUUACUGAGUCUCUUGGUGAUUGGCAUGGCUCGAAGGAACCUGUCACACAGUCCAUAUUUAGUGAGCAUUGAACGCAGAAGUUUCGUGGUAAAGGGUCUCCCUCUGGGCUUCACUGUGGGUGAAAAGUCACAGCAGGUCCUCCGCCUUUUUCAGGGAUUUUAGAACAACAAUAACGGAGCGAUGAAAAAGAUUCAUGACAAGAGUUUGAAUGUCCUAAAAUAUUGAUUAAACUGCUGUUUUCCAGGACGCUGUUUCAGUUGCUGACGUCGUUUUGUGGGCUGCUCUGUACCCUGUUUUAUCUGACUCUUCACUAGCAUUAGGUAAGAGAGUAAAGUCGUACAUUCAUUGUCCAGACCUUAACUUAUCUCCUUUAGAUAUUAACUUUCUCUCCGUUUUCUUUCCUAUUGUCAUUCUAUGAUUGAACUAUCCUUUCUGCAACCUCUCACUGUUCUUCUCUCCUCUGCCCUCUCAUUUCCUCGCCUUUCUUUCUUUUAACAGAUGAACGCAAGUGUGUGAAGACUUGGUUUGACCGUGGGGCUGCCACGCAGAGUUUACAGUCUGCUGCUCAGAAAGUGCUGCAGGGAAAAGGCCUGCAGGGCAUGAAGAACUACAUGCAGAGGCAGCCUGCCCCUCAGAGCAGCCAGUGCAGAGACACACAGCCAUGCAACAGCAGCCCUGCUGAGGUACCCGCCAGAUCAUCGGGAUGACUAUUAGACUUAAAGCAUGCUCAGUGAACACAAAAGGAAGCACUAAAAGGAGUGUCAGCACCUAAAUCCACUUGUGCUGGUGCCUCAGGAAACAUGUAUGCCCUGUGAGGUUUCUAAGAAAAGGAGACGAAGCGAGAGCUGCUGUAACACAAACAAGACCUUGCAAGACAUGAAUUGUCGCACUUUUCCUCUCCCAAAUUUCUGUCUUUACUCCACUGUAGCUCUUUCACUCUGUAGUAGAGUUAAAGCAUGCAAAGGGUUGCAGGGCUUGAAUUCACCUCACUUAAACUAAGCAGACAGGGCCCUCUUGUAAAGCAGGCACAGUCUCAGUGUGGGAGUUAACCCAGCUCUGUGAAAGCUACACUAACACCCAUGUUAGGAUAUAGAGCAUGCAGCAUGCAGAGGUUACAUCACUUUUUUAUCCUCCAUUCUCUCUCUGGUGUAAGCAUGGCAGGAUUUAAACACAUGUCAAUCAAACUUUGCAGUAGCCCGUACUGUAAGGAGGUGAGGAAGAGUGUGUGCAUCUCAGAUUCAGAAAGACUUUGGUCGAAGGUUAAAAGUGAGGAAAAAAAGGUCAGGCUGCAGGUUUUGCUUUGUGAGGCCAGGGUUUCUCAAUAACAAUUUAAAAAUGUUGCAAACUUAACAGUAAGAAGGAUACAGCCUCUUCUUUUUGAUGUCGUAGUCCGUAGAAAUAGUAGAUCUUAAAGGGAUAUUCCAGCGUAAAUUUAGACACCCCCUUAAGAGAUGAAUGUCACCGACCGCUUGCUUCUCUAGUUACAACAACUUCAGCAACAACCGCACAAUAGCAAUACGCAGCGGUCUACGUCUCCACGUGCAAACCUCAACCAAAACGCCACUCUAUAGCCACAAAUAAUGCUCAGAACAGCACCUAACUUCAUCAACAGUAAAUAUAGGGUCCUAGCCAUAGUACUAGCCACCAAACAUCUUUUUAGCUUUGCCUGAUUUCUUUAGCAAAGAGACCAAACACAACUCACCCACUCUCCUCCAGCAGCCGCUUGUUUGUGGGGGAGCCCUGACGAGUCAAUCACAGAGUGCGGCAGAAAAUUUACGAUUAUUACUUCACGGAUAUGCAUUCAAGAGUUCUUGUGUAUCUUGUAUGCACUGCAGACGCAGUAGUUCUUCUGCUUUAGCCUCUCAGUCUGAUUGAAUUUCCAUGAAGUAAUGAUGAUACAUUUUCUGCUGCACCCUAUAUGUAAUUUACUGUUGAUGAAGUUAGGUGCUGUUCUGAGCAUUAUUUGUGGCUAUAGAGUGGCUUUUUUGGUUGAGGUUUGUGCGUGGAGACGCAGACCACUGUGUAUUGCUAUUGUGCGGUCGCUGCUAAAGUUGGUAUGACUAGAGAAGCAAGCGGUCGACAACAUUCAUCUCUCAAGGGGGUGUCUAACUUGGUGUCACGGUGUGUUUGACCAUAACUUAAAUUUACGCCGGAAUAUCCCUUUUAAGAAUUUCCCCAACCAGAAAAUGAAAACAUAUCAGGUUUUACACACAGCAUGUUUCAUCGCAGCUCUUUGAGAAUUUCUGAUGGAACAUUCCUUUAAAUGGAGCUUAAUGAUGUUGAAUUCAGGUUUUCAAAGUCCCUAAAGCUUCUCCCUUAUUAAUUACUAAUGAAACAUAGUCUUGGAUUUAACAGCCUUUUGUGUAAAUAAACACUUAGUUCGUUGAUCUAAAAUGAUAAGAUGAGAAAUAAUUAAUGGAUUUUGAAAACCCUCUGUUAGAGAAACGCUAACAGUUGGUCAUAAUGUUGUACUGAACUACAUGAAGCAGUUAGAGAUAUUUACUCUUUUUUCAUACAAGGGUGAGGAGAGUGAGCGUUUGGUCUCAGAGGAGGAGAUGGCAGCAGCAGCUCUCACCUGGAGCACAGGUCUGAGCGACGGCCCGUCCGCUACAAACAGACAGCAUCCUAUGUAAGUGAUUGAGACUGCUGGUUAAUUUGGAGAUACCAAGUGUGUGGCGUACAGUGUGUUUGUGUUGCAGUUUAGGCUGUUAGUCGAUGUUGAAAUAAUUUAUAACCCUUGAGGAGUGAUGAGAUGAGUAAAUCAAGACUUGGAUGUUUUUCAUCUUUCAGUUUGCCAAAAGAAGGCAAGAGAAAUCUCCUGGUAACCAGCGCUCUGCCUUAUGUCAACAACGUCCCCCACCUGGGUAACAUCAUCGGCUGUGUCCUCAGCACUGACGUCUUCUGCAGGUAACAAUUCAGCCCUAAACUCCUCUUACUUUCUGUCAUGACACUAUAAUCCUGAAACCACUUUAACCUGAGUACCAGUAUAUUUAAGAAAUAUUAGGAUGACGUUGAAAUUUGAGGUUGAAACAGACUUCUUAGUUUUAUUAUAAAGCUUUCUGUUUCUUCUUCACCUUGCACAUCUCUCUUUCUUCUUUACACACGCUCACCCUGAUUAUACAAACAAUAUCUUUAGGUUUCUGAUAUAGCUAAGGGAAGGUGCACGAUUUUUUUAAGUGCCAUCUGUCGGUCCACUCAUCUUAUUCUUUGAUGGUGGUAUUCAAGCUGAAAACAAUGUCUUAAAAUUUGAUAUUGUGUCAUUCCCACACUCAGUACAUCUCCCAGUUCUUCAUAAAAACUGCCUCUGUGCACAGAACAGUUUUGACUGUGAACAAAUUACUGGAAUCAUAAAAGUCCAUUUUGUAAUGACCUCCAUUCAGAGAAAAAUUCUAUUUUAUUGAAUUCCUUUAGGUUUUAUUUUUGAGUCUGGUUUGACAGUGAUGCAAACUUCAACCUGACUGGUUGAGGAAUACAACCACAGGGCUGUAAUUCCAGGUCUGUUCUCCUUCCGCUGUUUUUCUGCUUCUUUCUUUCACUUUCCAUCCCUCUGAAAGUACCGCUUAUUCGUCACUGCGCUAAGUCCAUGUGUUUUUUUCCCUCUAAGGUACGGACGUCUGAGAGACUGGAAUGUGCUGUUUGUGUGCGGCACAGACGAGUACGGCACAGCUACGGAGAACAAGGCCAGAGAGGAGGGUCUGACCCCGCAGGAGAUCUGCGACAAAUACCACGCCAUCCACGCCAGCAUAUACAAGUGGUUCCAGAUCGACUUUGAUUAUUUUGGCAGGACAACCACUGUGAAGCAGAAAGAGUAAGUGAAAUCAGAAAGGUAAAAACAAAGUUACAAAAAGAUGAAAUUAGGUGAGGAAAUAACAAAGCCAAAGAAGAAUAUUUACAGAUCUCCAGUCAUGAUCAAGAGCUUACCUCUUGACUCUGCUCCCCUCGUGGUUUAGUUGUGUUCUGACCCUUCUUAGCUUUAGUAUCAAAGGGCAAACACGUUUCUAUACGAUUACUAUACGAUUAUGUAAUGCCGGAUUACUGUAAUCUUGCAGAAGUUACUGGUGAGUAUGUCUAGCCCUCUGAGAGAUUAUCGAGCAGGAUUGUAGAAUGUAGAUUAUUGCUUAUAAAAAUGGAAAUCUUGUAAGAAAAACUUGAUUUUGAUUAUUGACAUCAAAAGAGAUGUGUUGGUUUUUGCACUUCUCACACAUGAAAAAAUCAUAGUUUGUAAAAGUAGAUGAAAAGUCAGCUGAGGAUUCACUUCAGUGUAAUACAGUAAAGAAUUUAUCUCAGAGAAGUUUCACUUUCAUAACUUCAUUUUUAUUUAGUCAGCAAAAAGGAAACAUAUUGGCAGUGUGAAUCUAUGAGAAAUGAACCGGACCUCAUAUGGGAGAGUGAUCCAUUUCAUAAUAUUGAUGUGGUCACUGCGGUCCGAGGUUGAUUUCAUUGUUUCAAAGUUAUGGAUUAGGACUAUAACAGGAAAUGUAAUGAUAAAGAAGGGAUCUCUGUAUGGAUAAGGUGUCAGUUUGUUUUGUUUGUAAGUGUUUGAAAAAGACACGGAAAGAUGGAUUUGUGGUGAGUUUACAGUCUUACAAAUGGAAUCAGGAUACAAAGGAAAGACUCUCCUCUUCAGCAAAUGUGAGACUCGGGUCGUUAAGCUCGUACACAGGGAAGGAUAACAGAGAUAAAAACUGUUGUUUUUGAGCUCUAUGCUUUGAUAGCGGACAACAUAAAAGGCAUCAAACCCUGUGCAUCAGAAGUGCUCUUUGAAAACAGAAAACAGCCUCACAGAUUAAAGACUUUGGAGUUGAUUCAUGAAAAGAGCAUCCGCUGUUGGGUCUCGCAUUUUAGGUUAUCCAACCCACCGCAGAGGGUGACUGUUACUUUAAUCUGUUGAUGUUUGUACAGUUUUACAUAAAAAGGUGCUACAGUGAUACCUCAAACGCUCCUCUUUCCCUUUUCUUGAAUAUUAAAGAGUUUUCUAUUUCUGCUUUCUACUUCCUAAUUGAGUCAUUUAAUCUUGAUAAAUUUCUAGCCAACAGGAAAGGGAAGGUAUCAAUCUGAGGUGGUAAACAAAAAAGCAUCAGGAUCCAUCGAUUUGUUUGUGCCAUAAAACACAGUUAUUAGUUUAAUUAACUGCCCAAAGCACAACCCCAGAACUUUUUUUACUCUUUCAGGAUUGCCCAGAACAUUUUCUGGCGACUCCACGAGCACGGUUUCCUCGUUGAAGACACAGUGGAGCAACUCCGCUGUGAAAACUGCCAACGCUUCCUCGCCGAUCGCUUUGUAGAAGGCAUCUGUCCCCGCUGCAACUACCCAGAGGCCCGCGGUGACCAGUGUGACAAGUGUGGCCAUCUCAUCAAUGCUGUGGAGCUCAGGGUGAGAGACUAUACAACAAUGUUCUGUGUUGCUGAUAAAUAUUGUAGGUAGAAUAAACAUGUUGCAGUUCUUACUCGGUUAGAUAUUGAUUUAUGUUAUGCCCUUUUCUCUUUGUGCUGUUCUUGUACCCAGCUGUUCAGGCAUCCACUUUAGUUAGUGACUGUCUACAUUUCUGAGAAAGAUUUUCUGUCAUUAAAGUUUUAAUUUAAUGAUAAAUUAAUGAAGCAGAAGCAGAUGCUUUAUUUGGGUUGCUGUCUGAACUUUUUUUUGUGCAUAUUUUUUACUAUUUCCCCUGGAUAUGUACAGCUUUAGUUGAAGUGAAACUUGUCUCAUGAACUGCAUUUUUCAGAAAGGUUACAGCUACAUUGAUCGUUUUCUAAUGGCUUUCCCCUCCAGGAACCCCAGUGUAAGGUCUGCAGGCAGACUCCAGUUAUCCGCUCCUCCAAACAUCUUUUCCUGGACUUGCCAAAGGUAUGUUGUCACACUGUACUGAAUUGGCUUAGGUUGGCAUUCUGGAAAUAGAGAGGCUGUUAAUGUGGAAAUAUGGAGGGAGCAUUUACUGGUCUCAAAGAUUUAGACAGAGUCAGCCUGAAGAGAGAGGUACAAGUAUCAAGAGUUAGGCACAAUUCUAAGUCAGUGAGCUUGUGGAAGGCAGUUAACGUUAUGGUGAUUGCAUUAUAUGAUGUCACUGUCCCAUGAAAAACACGUAUCUCCACUUUUAGGGAUCUGGACUUUUUUCAAUACAUGCAUGGCGUAUAAUCUUCCCCAACAACCCGCAGCUUUGGGUAUCCAAAUGGAAAUACAUUUUAUAACGUCAUCUUUUCAACAAGUAUCUCCAUUGGGUGUCUGAGGUGUCAACAAAGCACGUAUCUCCGGCCUGGUCCUGUGUUGUCAUGUCAGCAAACAGAUUUUACACUGUGACAGACUCAUUACAGUCCAGGGUAAUGCUACACUAAUGUCCUCACAUCGACUGAUGCCAACCUCAAACUUUGUUCUUAUCAUGACAGUGUUGAUUACCUGUAUGUUAGAUUUCUUGAGCCGAAGUUCAUCCCGAGAGACAAAGCUGCUGCUGUUUUCUCUCUCACACUCGGUUGCGGACACUAGUUCAUGUUAAAUUGGGAGUCGCGACUCAAAAAAGUUGACAACCAAUGUGCAAUGUGGAAAUGUAGGAUAGCCUGCUAUCAAUAGUUUAUCAACACAGUGGGACAUAAACAGGAUACUAGACGCUCGUAAAUAACCGAACGUCAUGGGAGUGCAUUAUUAAAAAAACACGUAUGUCCACUAUCACUCACAACACAAAGCACACAAGUCCAUUUAAAAUAUCAAACAAGUCACUGAUGACUGUGUAAAUAUAGGUUUGAUUUUGGGUCCUAAUUGUGUCUAAUUACAGUGUUCUGGGUUUAUUCUGUAAGGUGGUUUAUUAAUAAAACCGUUUUUUUAUGUUCCUGGAAAAAAAAACACAUUUUGGAGAUAUGCUUUUUUUUAUUAUUUUUUUUUUUUUUAUUGGGCAACAUCAAUAAACGACUUGACUCAUUUAUGAGCUCUGGUUCACAGCCAAGAUGUUUGGUAUUUUUUUCAGCCUGUUUUUCUCCUUCCUCUUUCCUCUCAUGCAGCUAGAAUCUCAGUUGGAGCUGUGGCUCAAUAAGUCAACCAGCACAGGAGACUGGACAGCAAACGCCAAACAGAUCACUCGCUCCUGGCUGAGAGAUGGACUCAAACCUCGCUGUAUCACCAGAGACCUGCAGUGGGGAAUACCAGUACCUCAUCCUGACUUUAAAGAGAAGGUCUGCUUUUGUCCUCCUGGGGUUCAAGUGUCAUUCUUCACAUGAUUAGGCCUUAUACAGGAGACAUCCAUCUUUGUCUCCUGUUUUAUUAAAGCAUAAAAAUCCAGACUGGCAUACAGAACAUAUACAAAUACAAUACUGCAUUUCUCUCAAUAACAGUACACCUGUAUGUCACUGAGAGAUUCUCGAGGACAUGUCCAAACAUGUUUGACAGCUUCAUUAAGUACACACCUCACAACUUUUCAUACACUGACACCCACAGCAAUUAAAGUAAAAUCACAUUCGCAGUGCUAUCAAGGUCACUGUGCAUCUUGAGGAUUACUCAUGUGACCCAAAGUACAUUUUUGUUUUAAUAAAAAAAAAAAACACACGAUUCGUCUGUUACAACUUUGACUGUCUCUGCAGGUUUUCUACGUAUGGUUUGAUGCCCCUAUUGGUUACCUCUCCAUUACCGCCAACUACACCGACAAAUGGGAGAAGUGGUGGAAGAAUCCCGAUCAGGUAAGUCGGCCCAUUUCUGCCUCCAGCUGCCAAAACACGAGUUGUCAGAAUCUAUGAGCCGUGCAGAGCGGUGACGCACGAGCCGAGCGCAGAUUUUUUUGUCCUCUUCACAACACAGAAUGGGUCUGAUUGCUUUUUUCAUUGCCCCAUCUGUUCUGUCGCUCUCUCGAUUUAAAGGGAGUGUAAUUCCUUGCCUCAUAUAACCCUAAUGUGGAACAGAGGAAGACGUUGCCUCUUUGGUUAUGAGUAAAAAGAGCACAGCAUCAUUGUACUCACAAGUCUCAGCAUUUUCAGCCUGCUAGAGGUUUCUUGUUAUUUGUUCAUGCUGCUGUCAUGAGCUUUACUCAGAGUGGGGGGAAAGCUACAGUAGGUUUCCUCACAUGCAGUACUGAUGCGAACUUGUCUGGUGAGCUUUUUCAUUAACAUUUGUUUGUUUUUGUUAUUUUAAGGGCUAAAACGUCAGCCUUCGGAUUAGAUUAACAGCUUGCUCAUUCUCACUGACUCAUCUUAUCAACAUCUAAAGAGAUGAGAUCCUGUUAUUUGUGUUAUGGCCUGCAUGUGCAGAAAAACUACAGAGAGAGAGAGACAGAGAGAGUGGGGUUGGGGGUUGGGGGAAGCUGAUAAGUCCUCUUUGAACCAGAUGAUCUCAUGAUGAUCUAAUAUGAUGUCAUCCUCACUGUGUAGUGUCAUGUCUCUGCCACCAGGUGGAGCUGUACAACUUUAUGGCCAAAGACAAUGUGCCGUUCCACAGUGUUGUGUUCCCCUGCUCCCUGCUGGGAGCGCAGGACAACUACACUCUGGUCAGCCACCUGGUUGCCACCGGUCAGCACCUUUUCCAUCUUCUGAUUAAUUAUUUAUAAACUGAGUUAUAUUUGUAACUAACUGGGAUUCACACAAUUCUCUUCAUUUUCUAACACUGUUAACCCUCCUCCUGUGUUAGGGUCUGCUCCGAAGAACCACUUAAAUAAGCUUUUGAGCAUCAAGACUGUUUGACUUUGUCAGGAACCUCUAUUUCAACAAAAUAAAAACAAAAACAUUGAAUUGACUAAAUUAUAAAAUGCUCUUAUUAAAGUUAUGGCACUUGUCGUGUUAGGGUCGCUGUUGACCCGGUUAGACCAAUAUCUAAUAAUCAGAGCAAAAACUGAAAUCAUAAGUGCACUGUGAGGCACCGCACUGACAGACAGAUCCUCUUCAAAUCAUGUGAGAUUUAGGAAAUUCUCAUUUUUCCAUGUUUUUCCUUGUGCACAAAAACGUCGGGCAUGUCCAGACAUGCGAGAUCAAUUCAGUCUAGAUGUCUGUAUGAGGGGUAUACUGACAAAGAAAGACUCAGGGGCCCACUACAAAAAUAUUACAAACAAACAAUAUUUUCAUGGAUAAUGAAGCCUAACAAGGUAACCUAGAGAUGAGAACCAAAUUGGAUGAUAGAGAAUUGUUUUUAGUGUAAUUUACAGCUGAUUUAAGACACGGGUCAAAACCGACCCUAAACUUAGUGGGUACGUAGUAAGAGUUAACACAGGAGGAAGGUUAUAACUGUGAUGCAGUUUUCUUGCAUGGCAGUCAUUUUGAACGUUCAUAAAAACUUAAGAUUUGAUUUUAACUUUUGUUUAAAUUCUUCCAAACUCACAGAGUACCUGAAUUACGAGGACACUAAAUUCUCAAAGAGCCGUGGUGUGGGAGUGUUUGGAGACAUGGCCAAGGACACGGGUAUACCGUCCGAUGUGUGGCGGUUCUACCUCCUGUAUGUGCGCCCAGAGGGACAGGACUCUGCUUUCUCCUGGACUGACAUGGCAACCAAGAACAACUCUGAGCUGCUCAACAACCUGGGCAACUUCAUCAACAGGUUGGUGAUGAUCACAUGUUUUAAAAUGGGUUUCGUACUUUGUGCAGGUGUGCCAUUAAGUCAAAGUUAUACUCCUGAGUUCUGCUUUUCCAUUCUCUGAGUGUCUCUCUGUAUUCAACUAUUUUGAAUAGUUGGAGAAAAGUUUCCAGUAAAAUUAAAAAAUGGGACACUCCACUCCAUGAUUUUCACAUCAUGUGCGUAGUGAGUUUCACUCAAAAUGUAAAUUUCCCCCCAAAUUGUCAUCCAGUCCAAUUAUAAAGUUUAAGUUUAUACAUAAAGUUUUCAGAUUGUUGUACUCUUUGAAAAAAGUCUGUUGGAGCAGUAACUAUUACAAGAGGCUCACCCCACUUUUCUAAAUUUGUUUGGGAUGGCGUAAUUUAGCCCCAAUUACAUCGCCUCAGAUGAUUUUUAAAAGAUCAGGGUUAAAUCCCACAUCAAAGAUUUUUCUCAGCAGUUUUUUUUUCUUUCGCUCAAAGUACCUUGAUCUUCAAAAUGAGUUCGGGGCAGCAAUGUUGAUGCCUAAUUGGUAUAAAAAUAUCUUGUAAAUUGCAUUGAGCCUGAGGUGAUGGAGGUAGGAAGAGUUCUGCUUCAGAAAAGAAAUCCUGUCCUUGCCUGGAUCCAUUCACUAAAUCACCACAUCAUUAGCAACAAUGUGUCUGUCAUGUGCCAGCUUCUUUUUUCAAUCAGAUUCAUGAAUUACGCCGUGCUGGGGUUUCCAGCUAAUUGAUGCCCUCAUGCCUAUAGAGACUUCCACAAAUAAGAAGCUCGACUGUUACGUAAAUCUUCCAUAUAUUCUCUACUUUUUUUGAUAAUGAUGAGUCAGUUACUGUAACAGUAAGAAUAUUUUUCUUCAUAUUCCCAAGAUGGAUAAAAACCCCUCAGGGCUUCAUUAAUCAAAGACUGAAACAAAUUAAGAUUGCAGGUCACACCAAGUUCAUGGUGACUCACGCAAACAACAGUUUAGUGCCAUUUUAGUGGCAGUAUUGUUGAAGUAUUUUGGUCUGCUAAGAGGCUGAGAAGGUGUGGAAAAUGUAGAAGAGUUUGUUGCAUCAGACAUGAGAAAGAUCUUCUCUCUUUGAAUAUCCUCCUGACGUUCACGUAUGUCUCUUUGAAGAACACCGGCCAUGGUACGACAUAUAGAGAAGGAAGGAGCUGUGAGGAGGAUCAAUGCAGCUCACUGUUAUGUUAGUUUGAAGCAGCAGAGCGCUGUAUUACAUUUGGCAACAAAAUCUAUAAUUUAUAAACAAUUAGCGAGUCAAGUUACAUGCCCCUCUCUUGUUUUUCCUCUCCCUCCUCCUGUCUCUCUCUCUCUCCUGAUUUCUUUUCCCCUCUAUUCCCACACUUUCCCCUGACCACUAUGGGUUUUUUUUUUUACCUCUCUUGUCGAGACAUUUAUCACUCUCUCUUUCUCUCUCCCUCCAGAGCUGGCAUGUUUGUCACUAAGUUCUUUGACGGCUGUGUACCAGCGAUGGAUCUCCAGCAGGAGGAUAAGAAGCUGCUGGCCCUGGUGGGCUGGGAACUGCAGCGGUACAUCCAGCUCAUGGACAAAGUCAAGUAAGACCCUUUUGAACGCACACCUGUAGGAAAGGUUGAUACGUGGGUUUGAAUGAACAUGAACAAGUUGUUUUUAUAUAUGAUUAAAAGCUGUAGAUAGACAGUGAUAUUUCAGUCCCAAAGUGGCGACUCUGUCACCUUCAGAUGUAUCUUUUAGAGGUACAUGUUGGAAGAUAAAACCAUAUUGUAUCGCAAUAUUUAUAAACAACAUGCAUGAUAGUACAUCUGCUCAUAAUUUCAAUAAAAAUAAAUAACUUGUAAUUCAAAACUUCCAAUUUUCUCCAAAAUUCUCCACCAGAAUCCGUGAUGCUCUGAAACACAUUCUCAACAUCUCUCGCCAUGGCAACCAGUACAUCCAGGUCAAUGAACCCUGGAAGAAGAUCAAGGGAGGUGACACAGAAAGGUGAGCCAGCCUUAACCGACCCGAUAGAAACUGUCCCUCCAUCGGAUCUGUGUUCUGUGCUCUUUUUUUGGGGGGUUUCGUAACGAGACGUAUCACGCUUGAGUCUCAGCCAAUGGAGAGGGGCCGCUCACCUUUGUGAAACAUGACUCCUCCUUUUCGAGUCAUGUAUCUCUGAGCAGAUUUGAUUAACAUUUGAAUUCACGAUCUGUCUGAUGGACUGCUCUCUGUCUGUCCUUUUUUACAGGCAACGAGCGGGCACAGUGACCGGCGUGUCUGUGAACAUCGCCUGCCUGUUGUCAGUGAUGCUGUUUCCCUACAUGCCAACGGUCAGUCAAACAAUCAGGGAUCAACUGAACGCCCCAGAGUCCUGUAUGAGCACCAUGUUGCAAGGCACUGGCACCUUUGUUUGUACCCUGUGUACCGGCCACCGCAUUGGCGCUGUGAGUAUCCCCCUGACACGUGAAGUUCAUACGUGCGCGCACACACACACGCACACACUUCAGAAACCUGUAGAACCUUCUACAUGUUGUCGCUGGGUGAUACAAUGAGGAUGCAAUAGUCUGCCAGUAUUUCCGUUCUCUGGAGGACACACCCACUCGUAAGAGUAACAGCCUCGAUAGGGUUUAGAGGGCUCAGUCUUCGAACAGCCAGUUUCUCUCAGGCCACUUGUCCCCCCUGGCCUAAUUGUGUUGACCAGCGUCUGCAUCAACCUGUCAAAACCACAUUUGCUCUUGUCAUGACUGAGGUGUGGCGGACAAAACAAUUCUAAUACCGCAUUGAAGCACCAUAAUGAACCCUUACGUACCAAAAAAAAACGUAUCUCAUAAUCUUUCCUCAUGUCUACAGUUGUGCAAUAAAAAAGUGUUGUUGAUGGUCAAACUCUUAAAAUCUUUCACACAAAGUUUUCGACUGAAUUAUUUGCGCCUAGUCUUUGUUCAAAGUCCAGCACAGACUCCCGAGGUUUAAUUUCCCACGACGCCGGCUUUGGGCAGGAUCCACAACCGCAACUUUGUAUAUAUUCAAGCGCACACUUUUUGAAUUUCUACUUUUUUGCCCCCCGUGUGUUUUAUCCGCAGGUCAGUCCGUUGUUCCAGAAACUGGAGGUGGACCAGAUCGAGGCUCUAAAGAAGAGAUUUGGCGGACAACAGGUACUUGAUGUUUAUGAUGCCUAAUGGCCCUUGAAUAAGUUCAGUCUACCCCUGUAGAAAUAAAGGUUGACUAUUUAUGAAUUAUGAAAAAAGAAAGAAUUGAAAAUGCGUAGCCGCGCACUCUUCUCCAUCAGACUGUCUGCAUGAGGAAGAAGAAUGUGUAUUUAAAUCAGCUUAUCUGUCUUUUGAGACAUGAGGCAGAACAAGCCAACUGUUAAUGUUUAAAUUGCGUAUUUAGCAUCUGUCAAAUGGAUAUAAAUAAUCUGUCUCAAACCUUCUCCUCAACCGCCUGCCUCCAGCCUGAAGACGAACCCCCUCAAAAAAAGGUAUCGAGCAGUAUUUGUGUGUGAAGAGUCCACACUGGUGCUGUUGUGUCAAUGUUGAUUACUGCAUGCCUUCAUUAACAAAAGCAGCUCAUCUCACGCCCUCAGAUUCUCAGUAUUUACUCAUCGCCGUGUGUCCAGUCCGAUUUCAGUGUCCAUUCACACUUUAUGACUCAUAAAAUCUCGCCGACAUUUUGAGUGAUGAGUGUUAUUGUCUGAAAUGAAGGUGCUCAUCUCCGUGCAUAAUAACCAUCGAAACGCCGAAAAUUCAAACAUUUUUUUUAUCUGUCUGUGUCCACCUUCAGUCGACAGCCCAGAAAGCUGCCGGCACUCAGCCUGCCACCGUGCCAGCUCCUGUUGCUCCUGCUGAGGUAGCGGCGGUGAACGGAGUGGACCCCGAAAAAGCCAAGCAGCUCACGCAGGCUGUGGCUGAGCAGGUGAGAUCGCUGGCUGGUGGCAAGAAAUGAUCUAUCAGCUGUAAACCAAUAUUUUUUAAAUCAUAGACUAUAAGGUAAUCUUUUAUUUGGACAGCACUGCACAGUUCAGAAAAGAAUAGAUUUAAUUCACUGUUAUUUUCUCAAAGGUAGUCCUCUUCCAACCAGAUGAGUUACAUGGAAGUUAUCUUGUGUUACCAGCUGAAACAGUCCUUUAAAAAAUUAAACACACAACAAAUCAUGGACCGCUUAAUGAAGGGUUAAUCUUAAAAGCAACAUUUGAACAGUAUUUUCAGUCAUAAAGCUGUCUGAGCGGAUAGGAGUACUCGUUCGUUCAUAUCGUUCAUACGGAUAUUUAUCAAAAUUGUUCUACUUUGCAAUUCUUGGUUUUUAACUUGAUGUAUUAAGUUCAGGAAUAAAAGCAAAGUUAAAAUUUUUCAGAAUUAAAUAUUAAGUCGUCUGUUUUCCAGACUUGGACAAACGAAAGCCAGAGUCGCCGCCUUUGUUUGUUACGUGCAGCUCAAAAAGAAAGCUGCCAGCGUCUGUGUGUCCAUAUAAGAUGAUCCCUUAAACUGAAGGUAAAUUGAGGUGGGAGAAGUGUGUGUUAACCCUCUUAUUGUCUUUGUCCCAGGGUGAGAAAGUGCGAACGCUCAAAGCCCAGAAGGCGGAGAAGGCCGUGGUUACAGCAGAGGUCGCCAUACUCUUGGACCUGAAGAAACAGCUGGCUCUGGCUGAAGGGAAGAGCCCUGAACCGGCACCCCAGAAAGGCAAGAAGAAGUGAGACAAGAAACCGAGUGAUAUCUAAGUGAUGGAGGUUAGUCAGAGGAAGGGAAGAGAAGAAUGGUUUUAGAUUUGAUAGCGGAGAAUGGGAACAAGAUGUACACACAGUGAGAAAGAUGAGGGUAUUAGCUUAAGGCAAAGCCGUGACUGGAUCUGAGACAAUGUGGUAUUGGCACUGAGGACUAAUGAAAUGCUGGAAAGGCCGACGGGGAAAUGAAAACACACAAAGAGAGAGUCAAAUGAAUACAGCUACAGAAUGGAGGGAUUUUUCCAAAUCCCCACACCAAAAGAAACUGAUUUUAUACUCUCCCCGUGAUAAAGUCAGCAUACGUUAUUAGCGUUGGAAGGUGUGUUGUGCAUUUAAAGAUGUUUUUUAUAUCCCCUGGAAAAUUGUUAUUUUCCAUUUGCUACAGAAAACCCUUUUUUUUUUUCAUGGAUUCAGCGACUGAAGUUUAGUUCAAAUUGUCUGUUUUCUUCCCCUUCCCCUUUUCUCAACUACCUCUCGUUUAGAUAUUUUCUACCCCCCCAAAAAUCCAACAAGUAAUUAAAAUAAAUAAGUAAAUAAACAUGACAUGACACAAAAAA
Molecule: messenger RNA, 18908 nt
Organism: Xyrichtys novacula (pearly razorfish)
Lineage: Eukaryota; Metazoa; Chordata; Actinopteri; Labriformes; Labridae
Source: the annotation of a GenBank genome assembly